AUGGUCAAUAUUUCAACCGAAUUCGAUAUUUCCGCAUCGAUAUUGAUUUCAGCCUUCUUAAGGGGCACUCCCAUUACGGGGUAUUGUUUUCUAGCUGCCUCUAGCCACGACCAAGCUACGGAAAGGACGUUUCAUGACUAUGGCGAUGGUUUACACAGUGUGAUUAGUCGCCUUCGGCUCAUUCGAAAUCCUGAUGCCAAUUCAACAAGCACUAUUAAGCUACACAAUGUUCUUACUAGGCGGGAAGAUGGGUCGAUUCUCGUUCAGGCUCUGGUGCAAGCAUUUCGACGACUUCCCAAUCUCACAAGCGCACAGAACCUCGUUAUCACCAUAGAUUCCAACAACUUAGAGACUGAAGUCUUUUCCAGCAACCCGCCUUCUCACAAAGCAGCAGCUUAUUAG
This is a messenger RNA of Venustampulla echinocandica, 402 nucleotides long. RefSeq lists its product as uncharacterized. Lineage: Eukaryota; Fungi; Ascomycota; Leotiomycetes; Helotiales; Pleuroascaceae. The transcript has a single exon. Bases 1 to 402 code for a protein of 133 amino acids. The record is from RefSeq and is a predicted model, not a curated record.